Ilex paraguariensis (yerba mate) is the source of this 572-nucleotide messenger RNA. The record is from the annotation of a GenBank genome assembly. Lineage: Eukaryota; Viridiplantae; Streptophyta; Magnoliopsida; Aquifoliales; Aquifoliaceae.
CCUGCAGAAAAGUCUACUAGCUAUCUCACAAAGCAAUACGUUACUCCAACACCACCUCUACUACAGGCCUUGUUACUGAGGUAUAGAAGAGAAUUGGCAACCGCGCCUGGAGGUACCUCUGAAAACAUUUUAAUCUUUGAAGCUCAACCUAUGCGCGUUUAUGCACAACGGAUAAGAUGCCUCCGAGUACAGUUGUCAGAUUUAAGCAACAAGGCCUUUUUUUUUGUUUGUUCUGGCCAUGUCAAGCAGCGGCGGGCGUCUGUGUACCUCAUGCGGUUUAUAGACACCCAUCCGCCAGGCAGGAGAGGGACGAACGAUGUUCGUACAUGCCUAGGCGUGGGGUGGGUGGAGGCAGCAUGUUGUUUGGCGACUCUCAGAGAGAGGACGCCACACAACAUGACCUAUGUUGUACCACCCCCAUUGUUUUGCCUGGCUGCUGGAUUUGAACCCACAACCAUUAGGUUGGCAAGCCAAACCCAACACCACAACUCCACAAUGGCGACUAAGCAACAAGGCCUGCAGUGGAGGUGGUGUUGGUUACUCACCAGGCCUAUAGCGAGGAGAGGGGGGAG